AUGGUGCGACUGUACUGUUGGGGGGACAGUUCCAGCGGACAAUUCGGGGCUCAGAAGGCUCUUAGUCCGGUUAUCUGGACUGUUCCCGGGAUCAUCACCGACAUCUGCUCUGGGGACCAGCAUACUUUAUUGCUCACCAAGGAUGGAGGCGUUUUAUCCUGUGGGAGCCACUCUCAGGACAGACUUGGACGGAAGAAACUCAAAGAUGCUAGCACGCCAGGUACGGUCAGAAAAUGGUUUUAUUCACCGAAAAAGAAACUACAAUGUGCGCAUGAAAAGGAAAUAUUAAAGUUCUAACUGCAUAUUUAAAAGAUACAGUAAGUUUACGAGGAAUACGCUUUUUCUUAAUCCUAGGUUGUUUUUUUUUUUUUUUUUUUUAUUUAAAGGUAGGAAUACGUGUUUUUUUUACCACACAGGUGUUCGACCAAACCUAAUUUCUUUGGCUCUUUUUCUUUCAUCUUUAAAGGACAUGUCACUCAGAAAGCACUUUAUUUUUCCCUUUUUUUAAGUGACAGGUGUCACCUGAACGAAAGACUAUUCUCCGUAUAAAGUGCGCAGUGUAAACAAAGCAAUAUUUCAGUUUCGUUUCCCGACCGUCUUCUGAGGUAUUGAAAGGCGCUCUAUCCUGUGUUGAGUUCAAGUGAAAAUGGGAAAAAUGAGACAUUAGAUGUUUUUUUGUUUUGUUGUUGUUGUUGUUUUAUAUAUAUAUAUAUGUGUAUAUAUAUUAUUUAUUCAUUUUUUGCUUGGGUGGUGAACUAAAAGUAAGCAAUCUAAAGUUGAAAAAGUAAAUCCAAUCAUAUUUGUUUAAAAUGCGUUUCGAUGAGGUAUAGACAUUUAAUGGUAUGUUUCAAUGGAAAACACAAUUUUUUUCCAAAAUGGUUCCUCAAAAUAUAUGAUUAAAUGUGUCCUGUAUAUUAUUGGGUCAUUUUGCCUUAAAAAUCAAAAUGUAAGCAGCAACUGUCUAAUAAACUCAGAGAAAAUUGUAGUGAAUUAAAGUACACAAGAGCAGUAAAAGUAUCUCAACUUUGUGCAGAGCUUGAGUAAAGUUAACAGGUUAGUUUCUGUUCUGGUAAAUGAGUGCCCAACCCUAAAGCAAAGUUUCCAUUUCAAGCUAGGUUGUAUUUUUAGUCAUAAAACAAAAAAAAAUUAUAUCAUUUAUCAUUUCAGACAAGUAAGGUGAGACAAUUUAUGAGAGAUGUAAUUUAUGUUGAAAUACUGUAUGAUUUAUUUCCUUUGUAUGUUUUGGUUGUUAUGACUCAUGUGUGUUGUGCUGUUACAGGUCGUUUGGGUGGCCUGGGUGAUGUGGUGUCAGUGGCCUGUGGUCAGGAUCACUCUCUGGCUCUGUGUGCAUCUGGACACGUGUUCUCAUGGGGAGCAAAUAAAGACGGACAGCUAGGCAUGUCACCGCAUCAACAGCUCAAAUGUCGCCGACCAAGGCAAGAACCUGUAUGCAUACUUUUCACUUCACAUCAUCGAAGCUAAUUUUCCUAACUCAGUACUGUUUUGUCAACAUGCAGCCGGGUGCCCAUACCAAUGCCAGUACCAGUGAUCCAAGUUGCUUGUGGAAAUGUUCACUGUCUGGCCCUCACUGAAGGUAAGAUAACAAACAUGGUCUGAUUACAUUUUUGUGCUUGAGGUGGAGUAGUGCCCAUGAUUUUUUUUUUUUUAUCUAUACAUGUAAGCCCAAAUUUAAAAUGAUAAUGCUUUCAUUCUUGAACCUGCAGUACAUUACAAACUUUUUUUAUCUUUACUCUCCUCCACUUUCCAGGAGGAGAUGUCUUCACAUGGGGCCGUAACAGCCACGGCCAGCUGGGUCUGGGCAAAAAUAUACUGUUGCAGCACAAUCCUGUCCUGAUAACAGCUCUGACUGGCGCUCCGGUGACACAGAUUUCAGUCGGAGCAACACACUCUUUCUUCCUCACACUGCCAGGCCUGGUGUACUGCUGCGGGGCCAACAAGUCAGGCCAGCUUGGCCUUAACAGGCUGGAUGAGAAAGGUACAAAUAUUGCUCUAAAUAGUGCUUGUUUUGGCUGAACUUAUUGACUCUUAUCAGAUUAUUACUACAUGUGCCAGUGUGCAGAAUUUACAGCCGUCACAGGUUUAACUUUUGUGCCACCUGCAGGCAUUAAGUGUAACAGCUGUUGUUAACCAUUUUUAAAAUAGCUUAGAUUUAAUGCUUCAAAAAAGCAAAUUAAAUAAAUGAUCUAUUAUAAAUGUCAACAUAAUUUUUAAUAAGUCAACAGUAUUUUCAGCCUUUUUUUUUUGUAUCUCAUAUUCUCAGGCAGGUUCAACAUCUGUGUGGUACCUGCCUUGCGGCCUCUUGAUAUCUCCUUUAUCAGCUGUGGAGAGGCACACACUGCUGUUUUAACAAAGGUACUCAUUUGCUCUAGCUUUCAUUCAUACUUUGUAGAUAAGUAUAGUUUAAGGACAUUGUUAAUGGUAUUAUUUGAUGCUGUGAUUUUUUUUAGGAAGGCAACGUUUUCACUUUUGGAGAGGGAAGACACGGCCAGCUCGGUCACAACUCCACUGAAAUUGAAAAAGCGCCCAGAUUGGUUGACGGUGUGGAUGGGCCUGCAGCACAGAUUGCAUGUGGCAGGUAAAAUUAUUUUUAAUGACUUGCACUGAAUUCAAUAAAGAGUUUGUCAAUUUUGGCAUGUUCUGGUGAUACUGAAAAAUAAUCAUUUUUCAAAUCUAUAAAUAAAGAAAACACAUGUAGUCUCUCAAUUAAGUUAAAAUUCUCUGUUGUCUCCCAGAUAUCAUACCCUGGUGUUGGGCUCCUCUGGCCAGCUGUGGGCGUUUGGCAAUGGGGCCAAAGGUCAAAUCGGGACAGGAGGCUCAGAGGACAGUCUGACUCCCACACUCGUAAAACUUCCAUUGAUGAAUGAUGAUCAAGCAGCCAUGCCCAGCAGUAAGAAUAUGUUAACAUGUUGUAUGUGGUGUAUAGUUUUAUGAAAAAAUAAGUCAGGGUUGAACCUGUCCUUGACAUGAGUUUAUUUGAAACUCGUUUGAAAUAUCCCAGGGGAUGCAUCAGGCAUUAAGUGGAGCACUAAUAAUUAGAGCCCGACCGAUGUUAUUUUUUGGGGGCUGAUACCAAUUAUUGGGGGGGGGGGGGGGGGGUCUAAUUACUGAUUAAUCGGCCAAUUUCAAAAAAUGUAACUCGCGUUACCAAUUUUCGGUCCAGUCUCAUCUGGAGACAUGCAGCUGCCUCACUAAGAGAAGUAGCUCGAUCACGUAAUGUGUACUGUGAUUCAUUCAACCGUUACUGGAACGGCUAACAGUGUAGCUAGGGUGAUAGCAGAUGGCUAACUCUAGCUUUAGCUUGCAUAUUUCAUGGUAAUUCACCGUUAACUCGGAGUGACUGAGACCAGCACAGUGGGAAACAUCGUGAAGUGGGUUGAACUGAAACUUGUUGACUUAUUAUGUAUUUCACAAACUGGUUUAUUUACCGUUAAGACGGACCACUCCCCUCCUUGCGUCCCUGAGCUGCCUGCUUUAGAUCCGUCACUCUGCAGUGCUGUGAGGUAGUUAGCAGAUGAAGAUUGUCAUGAGGUCGCUGCGCCAAUCUGCAGGAGUCGGAAAACUUUUCAAAUGGAGGAAAAUUUUCGAAGUGAAACCGAAUCUUAUUCUCUGCAUUUUAUUUCUGAAAAUAUUGGUGAAAAUCGGCGAGUUUUGGCCGAUUACCGAUUAGUCUCAAACAGGCCAAAAUAUGGCGAUUUAAUCGCCUCUCUGAUAAAUUGGUCGGGCCCUACUUAAUAAUAUCACUGCCACAGUUUAUAUUUCAUUUAAAACUACUGGCACUUAUUGACGGUUUAAUAUUUUGUGUAAAAUUACUUCUUUUCAAAUGUUUGCUGUGUAGAUUAUGGUGGUAGAAGGCUAGCAGAUUUAAAUAACACUAAUGGAGAGUUCAUGGUUGUUUUAUUUAUAUGCAGACCUGAAAAUAUCAGCUGGUUGGAACACAAACUUUGCUUUCUUCUCACCCACACAGGUAAUGUGUACUUCUGUCUAAAAAACUGUUGUUUAUACAACUUAUAUAACGUUUCCUUGUUUUAAAGUACUAACGUCAUUGCUUUUAUGGGAUAAUAUUGUUUGUCUUUCAGACCUCAAACCAAAGACAGAUAACAGGGCGACUUGAUGAGACCAAACUGCAGAAUUGGUUAUCAUUGAGAACUGGCAACACAGAGGCAAAAAGGUCUUUAUCCAUAAUUACAUAUACUGUUUGUGACCCUCCACAUGUGUGUUAUCAGUCUUGUGCAUUAACUCCAGCGCGCUCUUUUUUGAACAGAGGUGUGAGUGGAAUGUUUUUCUCCAGUUCCAGUCUUGUUGCAAGUUUCACGAUGGCUAAGUGAGUCCUUUUUUAAAUCAGCUGCAACUGUGAUAUAUAGUGACAAAACCAGAUCUCAUGUUACGAUUUUAAAUGAAAACUGAGGGGGUAACUUAACUCUGACUGAUCGAUUUUGUUGCGAAAACCUUUUUCUGAUGUCGUUAGCUCAUCUCCAAGAACAGCAGGUGCGCUAACUGUUGACCUCGAGGCGGCUAGCAGAGUUUUUGACCAGAUGCUGGCAGUACGAUGGAUCAAACAAACAGUUAAGAGCAUACACGCCACUGUCAAGAUCAUUUGUGUAUUUACUCAAGACACAACAAGGUGUUCAUAAAUCUGUUUUCUCUGCAGGUGAACAUUCAGGUCCUCUUUGAGUUGCUGAUGGCUUCAAAAGACAUAAAAUCACCAGAGAUCUUCAUGGUCCUGCUGACGUGUCCGCUGCUCCUAGAGGAUUGUUAUGUCGCCAAAACGGUGGUGCCUUUGUCGAGGAUUAUUGCAGAUAUGAGUGAGAAGAAUCGUGAAACACUAAGUAAAUAAGUUCUGCAAACUUGUCUUUUUUGUCAUGGGAUUGGGGAGGUAUGAUUCAUGCAACUGUCAAAUAGUAAAAACACAAAGUUAGACAUUAAAGAUGAAGAUCAGUUAAAAUGCAUUUCUAUUUUUCUCCUUUUUGAAGUUUCUUUUUGUAAAUGUGCUGAAUGAUUUCAACAUACUCUAUUGCUAUCAACUUAUUUAAAUGAUUUGUAUAUAGUUUUGUAUAAAUAUUAGCAGGGUUUUUUUGCGUCUCAAUAGUUAGAAAAGUGUGAAUAUUGGACUGGAUAUGCCAUCACUGACUAAACCACAUAACUGUUAUUGUUUCUGUAGAGGGCUGGUGGUCUUCUCUGACACCCACCAUUCUCACCAAGCACAUCAUGGUGUUCAAAAAUGCCCUGGCCUUCUUACUAAGAGAUCAACUCUUGGAAACUCACAACACAGAUGUCAGAUUCCAGCUGGAGGCCCUCGAGCUGCUCUACAAGGUCGGUAUUUCAAGAGAAAUACAUGAUGUACACGAGAAAAGGGUCACGAAAGUUUAACCUCUUUUUAGGACCAGAGACCGAAAAAGAACAAACAAACAGAGGUUUAGAUUGACUGCUUCUGUCCAUGAUUUGUCUGGCAGAUAUUAUACAUUACCAAAUACAUUUUUGUUUUUUGUGUUGUUCUCGUCACAGGCAAACAAAGCUGGGAAGCCCUACAAAGUCCCUCUGACCACCUUUCAUGUAGAGGAAAUCUAUGAUAAUGUGGUUCAGUCAGCCCAGCAUUCUAAAGUGGAGGUACUAACAUGUUCAGUGGAUUGUAUAUGAUAAUGCAUUUUGGACAAAAAUCCUGUUUUUACCCCCUGAUCUCUUUAUGUCUAAAUCCUUAUAUUUUUUCAAAGCAUGAUGAAAAUACACCAUCAAUUUUCUGCUCCUACCCAUUCGUGUUGACUCUUGAGUGCAAGGUGGAACUCUUUCACACCCGUGCAAACAAAAUAAAGGUACAGUAUGCCCUGAAAUGUUUACAUUAAAGAAUAUGUUUUUAUUUUAUUGAACAAUACAUCUUUAGCUUUUACUGAAUUAAGACAUUUCUUUGAAAAGGGGUUUUGCAAUUACAGGAAGAACUUUAUAUAAAGGCCAUGACAAUGCAUGCUGAACUGUUUGGAGGACUUGUAGACUCUGCACCGCCCCCAUACUUCCAGUUGACUCUGAGACGCACUCACCUGGUGGAGGACACCUUUAGACACCUUGCUGCAGCCGACCACAUUGCCUUUCAGAGAGAGCUUUUGGUAAACGCUCAAGUGUUUACUACCUUUUUCUUUUGAUGAGGGCUUGGAGUUGAGCUGGGUAACUCAGAAAUGAUCAUUAUAUCCUUCUCAGGUGCAGUUUAUGGAUGACAGGAAGGUGAUGAAUGUCAACAAGAGCGACCUCUUCUUGAAUGUGUUUGAUGAGCUGAUUGCUCCUGAAUCUGAAAUGUUCAUGUCCAAUGAGAGUAAGACGCUGCUGUGGUUCCCUUCAAAGGUAAGACCAGUUGACCAAGAACUGAUUUCGGUACAAAAGCGUCACCUCUACUGGUGUCUGAUGCUUCAUUGUACUGUCUUUCUUUCAUUGAAACCACCUGUAAGAGUUCACAGCCUUUAAAUUUGACCAUUUUUAUCACCAUUCAAACAGCCAAAAGUGGAGAAGAAGACCUACUUCUUCUUUGGCGUUCUGUGUGGACUGGCUCUCUACAACAAGAUCAUCAUCCACCUGCCCUUCCCUCUCGUUCUGUUCAAGAAGUUGCUUCGCAUCAAACCCUCACUGGAUGACAUGAGGGAGUUUGACCCCAUAAUGGCAGAGUAAGGGUCCGAGGACAACACAACAUGAGGCUGUAAUCAGAGAUGGGGACUCAAGUUUGACUUUAACGUGGCUUCAGUCUGGACUUGGAUUUGACUCUUAGGACUUGUCUGCUACUUUGUCACAAGAGCAGUAUCAGUCCCUUUUGACACACCUAAUCUUUUGCUUCUGGUGCACAAGCGGCUCCACCACAGCAAGUGCAUUACCUGUUGUGCAAUGGCACAAUGUUUCUCACAGAUGGAUCAUAACUGAGAAGGCCAGGGGCACAGAUUUUAGUCAAUUUUCCAUGAAGGUCUCUCCUUAUAAUGCAGGCUAACGUCUGCGAUCAGCAUCUCAUAUACAGACUUUCUCCCCCUUCCCUGAAAUUUGGUCAUACACCCAAAAUUCUGAACCAUGAUUGGCUAUUUACCUUAUCAUAGUUAAAGGUUUUAGUUACAAUCAACCAUUUUGGCUGUUAGCUGUGUUUUAAAACGCUGAAUGUAGCUUUCUUUGCAGUUAAAGGUGGGGUAGGCAGGAUCUGAGGAAGUGCCAGUUUUUGGGAGAACUUUUGAAUAAUGUAAACACUACCCCUCCCAACCAGUUUUCCCCUCAGCUCCUCCUCUCCCCUCCUUCUCUGCUCUAACAAGCCCCGCCCACAAACAGACGCUCCUGCUCGCUGGUAUCGUUACCUCCGCCAAGGAGGUUAUGUAUUCGGUAGCUAGGUUUGUUUGUCUGUUAGCAACUUUACGGAGAGAGUAAGAGACGAAUUGACCUGAAAUUUUGGUGGUGAUCCGGACAAAAUUCUGGAUACUGUGAUCCAGAACACACAAAAACAAGGGUGUUGUUGGAAUUUUCAAUGCUGAAUGAUAACCAAUGGGCGGCACAGUGGGGUAGAUAGGUGGCAGAGUGGUGUAGUGGUUAGCACUGUUGCCUCACAACCAGAAAGACCUGGGUUUGAAUCCCAGUCAGGGCAUUUCUUGUUUUAUGAACAGUGAACAUACCAGUUUCAACACAAAUAAACAUUAAUAAAAGACACGUAACAGUAAAAGUUUUGGUGUGAAUCACAAUUUAAGGGGGGACAUGAGCUGCUUGGCGGAGGUCUGUGCUCUAUGAGUGCUUUUCUAGUUUCAAUUAAAUUCAGAUAUAAUGCAGAUAAAUACUUCAGAUAACUACAAAUGUGGCCCGGUCAACGUGAAAGUAAAAAAGCAUUGGUGCUACUGUAGAUGCCAACGGGCUACCAGCAAACACAAUGCUUGCAGGACUUCUAAAACUAGGUUAAAGUGACAUACUCCAGGACCCGAGGUCAACAGUUUAGUGGCGCUACAACACGCAGCAGGUCCCGUUUGACAAGAAACACUUCUGUUACAGACACUUGGCUUACUUUGUUAAAGCGGAUUACCUGUCCAGCAGAAAGGUUUCAGGGUCCGUAAGAUUGCAAAGCGUCCCCCAUCAUUGUUGACCCGGCUUUUUAGCUCUUUUACCUCCUUUUUAAGCGCCCGUUAUUCCCCCAGAGUCUCUGGUAUUUACUUUGUUUUCUUGCUUGUGUUGGCAGUCGUGGCCAAAGGAGGAUUCAGACAAUUUUCCGAACUUUCUGGUUGGUUUCUACUGUCCGAUAUUGUAGCACGCUAACUUUGUUUGGGCUCCUGAACGUCAUGGGGGAGCAACGUUUGCCUCACAACCAAUCAGCACUAAGGAGCAGCGUCCACCUCACAACCAAUUAAGUUUAAGGAGGUCGGAAAAUGGCUUUGUUUACAGUCAGAAAGAACAGGCUGCUCAAAAAAUGUAAAAUGUUGACUGCACAGCCAUAACAAAACACAGCAAUAUCAUAUUACCAAAUGUCACCAAUAACUAAUAGCUAUUGACUGAUAUAAAAAGCUUUUUUGUAUAUACACCACAAAAACAGAUGCUUCUUUAACGGAUUCCUGCCUACCCCACCUUUAAUUGUUGCACAUUUUCAGUUAGAUUAAUUAUUUCUUUUUGCAUUCAUGAGGAUUUAAGCUGUAAAAAUAGAGCUCAUUGGCUGCUACUGUCUUAUGUCACAAUUUUGUUACUUAUUGACAUUAUGAGGGACUUGACUGGGACUUGCUGCUACACUUAGAGACUUGAGACUCGACUUUCAAAGAGGUGCCCAUCUCUGGCUAUAAUGUUUGUGCUGUUUUAACCCACAGUGGUUUUUCUGCUACCUUCUUUGACAACAAUGAUUACAUAUUUUUUCAAAGUUUUCUGUUGAAUGAAUGUUUUUGUGUUUGUCUCUAGGUCUUUGCGGUGCAUGCUUGAGGACUACACUCCUGCUGACAUGGAAGACCUGGAGGCCACUUUUACUGUAUGUUAGAGAAAAAUUGAAACGUGAUAACAUGAAGUAAAACUGUCAGUUAGUCUGUGAUUUCUUUGAGUUAUUUUUUGCAAUAAUCCGAUCUGACUCUUUAUAUUUCAUUAAAGGUUCCAUGGGACGGUGAGAGUGUUGAGCUUGAACCCGCAGAACCUGGAAAAGCUGUCACAGCAUCAAACAAGUAUGUGUACGCAAAAAUAGCAUUUAGAUUUUUUUAAUUUGUCAAAAAUAAAGUCAGCUUUUGGUUUUUGUUAUUUGUGCAAUGUUUGGAUUUUUUUUCUUUCUGGGUAGAAAACACUUUGUUAACACCUUCAUUGACUACGCCUUCAACAAAUCAGUGGAAGAAGUGUUUGAAGAGUUCAAGAGGGGCUUCUUUAAGGUGUUUGAGUACGACGAUGUGAACUUCUUCCAGCCGGCGGAGCUGCAGACUGUGAUGAUGGGCCAGGAGGACUAUGACUGGGAUGUUUUCAAGCAGGUAUGCAAAAAGCUUAUCGGAUUUUGUAACCAGUGAAGAGACAUCUUUCAUCCUUAUCUUGUCUGUCAUCCUUUUAACCAAGUCACCUGCAGGUGGGGACAUUCCCCUGAAAUAUGUCAUGUUUGUGGCCUUUUUCCCAUACAGAACGCAGUGUAUGAAGGAGACUAUUAUGCCAAGCAUCCAAACAUCAUAGUCUUCUGGAAGGUGUUUGAGAGACUAACUGCUGAGGAAAAGAAGAAGUUCUUCUGUAAGAGUAAAACAUGCUGCUGAUUAUCAUUGUGAAUCCAAAUCUAAGAUUAUAAACUCACUUUUUUACCUUGUUUUUGAUGCCAGUGUUCCUCACUGGCUCUGACCGGGUACCCUUCCUGGGUAUGAAGAGCAUCAAGAUGAGAGUUGCUGUCCUUCCUAAUGCCAAUGAAACCCAUCGGCCAGAGUCCCUCACCUGCCACAAUCUGCUCUUACUGCCUCUCUACCAGAGCUACCCUGUCGAGGAGAUGGAGAUGGAGACGAAGCUCCUCCAGGCGAUAAAUCACAACAGAGGCUUCUGGAAAGAAAACACUGCUGAGUAA
This is a messenger RNA of Xyrichtys novacula (pearly razorfish), 10015 nucleotides long. The record is from the annotation of a GenBank genome assembly. NCBI's taxonomy places the organism in Eukaryota, Metazoa, Chordata, Actinopteri, Labriformes, Labridae.